AUGCCAAGCACUCGAAAGGAGAUGUCACGACAAUUUGAACGGCACGAGCUGGUUAAGCGUGAAAUGGACUGGACAAGAGCUACAGAUCAGGCAAAGGCGCCUCUGCAAGGCACGACAACAUGCUACAGGCAGCUCGGAUCUCAAUGA
Molecule: messenger RNA, 147 nt
Organism: Cyphellophora europaea CBS 101466
Lineage: Eukaryota; Fungi; Ascomycota; Eurotiomycetes; Chaetothyriales; Cyphellophoraceae
Exons: 1
Coding region: 1-147 (48 amino acids)
Source: RefSeq, a predicted model, not a curated record